This is a messenger RNA of Cooperia oncophora, 1041 nucleotides long. NCBI's taxonomy places the organism in Eukaryota, Metazoa, Nematoda, Chromadorea, Rhabditida, Trichostrongylidae. The record is from the annotation of a GenBank genome assembly.
AUGGCUCGUUUUCAGAUGUUGCUUUUGCUGCUAAUUCUGCUGCCUGUUACUGUAGCGGAUUCCUUCUGGAUGACAGCUGAACUGCUGCGAGUGGAUUGGCGAGAAGGCUGCCUAACCACUGCCGGUUGCUCUCAACCAAGAUUUAAGAUUCUACAAGACAUGCUCCCUCUCACUGAGAAGGUGUCCAUUAGCUGGCCGGUUUCUGAACAUUUUGUUCAGGACUCAGCGCGCCCAUUCGUCUCCCACUGGACGAAUGGUAAGCCCGAAGACGUGACAAUGUCAUGUCAAGUGGUCGGCACCGACCCCACGUACGGCUUCCCACGGGUCUGCGAUCAAACCCCAUCGAUUCGCGUAUUCCAAGAGCGUAUCAUGGAAGCAUUUGUGGGUCGAAAUCGUCGUCAUCAGACUACGACCACCGUGCCACUCUCCGAAGAAGAUCUUGGCAAGAAACUGGUCGAAAUCCGUGGAAAAUGCUUCAAUGCCACGGUUGCCAUACAGAAACACACCGAGAGAUGUCCAUGGUGUCCCGAUCCUUCGGAUGUGACCCUGAUCGAACAGAGGAUGCCUGAUGAACCGUCUGUGCUCUCAGCGUCUAUACUUUCACACCUACGUGGCGAUGACCGUAUUUUGCACGUUUCUAUCUUGGUCCUAGCCGGAAUAGCCAUUAUGGCUUCAAUCGGUUUCGCAUGUGUGCUGGUGGCGUUCCUUCGACAGAAGAGGACUCAUCGUCAGAUCUCCGUGAAACCCCGCUACCAUCCGUACUCUCCGACCAGUUGCAAGAACUCCGACGAUGAAAAUCGGUACGAUAUGCCUUGGGAACAGACACGUCCACUCACUUAUUGGAUGUCGUCGUCGUCAAAAUCUGAAGCAACCACCACGUCACCCUUGGACUCAGCUUCGUCACUUGGCGCUCCAUCGUCAAUCGUUGCUCCAUACAGCUUUCGAUCCGGCUGCACUAUUCCCCAAACCCAUCUUUACCAUCACAUCUCACCCAACUCUUCCAUCGGACCAGGCCAUGACUCUGGGCUGGAAUCAGUCUAG